AUGACCUCAUCUAGCCGCUCCGAGCGCGUCGCAAAUGCCCUCCAAUCCCUCCUCGAACGUCUAGUCCCGCAACAACUACCUGGAGAAUCCGAAGAGAACGCGGACCAACGCUGGGAAGACGCCAAUAACUUUGCGCACGAGGUGAUCGACCAAGCAGGCAACAACGAGCGCAAUGCAGACGACGUGAAUCAUGCGGCGGAUCUAAUCUCGAGGAGACUCGUGAGGGAUGGGAAUGGGUCUCCAGAAAAGGCGGCGCAGUUUGGGAAUCUGUACAGCCGGUUAUUGGCGCAGCCUGUUUUGGGCAAGAAAUGGGGGAUUCUAUACUUCUUGUUGAGGGUCGCAGAGGCUGGGGAUGGAGAUUCGUUGGCUCAGAGUGGGAAUGGGAUCCAUGUGCAGGAAGAGCAGGAAGAGGAAGAGGAGGAAGAGGAGGAGGAAGAGGAGCAGGUGCAGCAAGUGAGAGGGGUUGGAGAAGAUGGAGGAAUAUACGAUGGGCAGAAUGAGGUCUUUGACGAUGCAUUUGCGAGGAAUGGGUUGCAUAGAGUCCCUACUGCGAAGGGUCCGGACAGUCCAAGGGAUCCUCCAGUCCGCGAGCGAGGGAAGGGUGUACCUGCAAGGUCAAGACCACAACAGACAGAGGAAGAGGCGCCUCCGUCACCGCAGAAGAAGGCCAUGGAAUUGGAGCCAUCAGAAGCUGCGCUGCUGAGGGAUCUGCCCUUCACGCUUCAAGGCCUAUCGUCAAACAAUCUCCCUUUCGCAGACAAGAAAUCGGUCACAUUGCCGGCCACACUACCUGUACCGCUGGUAUCGCUGCUGCACUCACUCGCUGAGCCUUCUUUGUUAUAUCGAUCGCUGUCCGACUUCGUCGACUCUGACGAAGGUGGUCUCGUAGGACAGGCCCUGCGAUACGCAAUCGGAGUCGAACUACGAUCGUAUCUGGGCUUAGUCGCUACCCUGGAAGGACAAAUACGUCGCGCCCUCGCCCAACUGGACGAAAGCCUUCCCCACGGAGGCUUGGGCAAGGCAGCGGUGACCUUGAAACGAUGUGUGGUCUGGACACGAGAAGCUACACUGGGACUACGAUUGAUGAGCAUGAUAGUAGAAUCAGCAAAGGGCAAGAAGGGUGGUGAGCUGAUCAGCCUAACACAUACCUUCUCUUCGUCGCACGGAGAUCCAUUUGUGCAUACUUUUGCCGAGAGGCUGCUCUCGCAUAUUACCAAACCAUUCUACAGCAUGCUACGGGCUUGGAUCUACGAUGGAGAACUCGAAGAUCCUUACCAUGAAUUCUUCGUAUACGAAACCCAAGACAAUGAUGACGUUGGUGCCACCAGUGUUUGGGAGCACAAGUAUCGGCUCAAUGAGAGCAUGAUACCCUCCAUUGUCACGUCCGAGUUCGCGCAGCGCGUCUUUUUGAUUGGAAAAAGCUUGAACUUCAUUCGAUAUGGGUGUGGUGACAGUGGCUGGGUUGAGUCCUACAGCAAGAAGGCUUCCCGAGAGCUCAAGUACGGCGACACGGCCAUGCUCUCCACAAGCAUUGACGAGGCAUACAAGACUGUCAUGGCUCGAUUAAUGGAUCUGUUGGAGAGCAAGUUCGCGCUAUCUACAAAUCUCAAAGCGCUGAAGAAGUAUAUAUUACUCGGCCAAGGCGACUUCAUCGCGCUGCUGAUGGAGUCUCUUGCGUCUGCACUGGACCGACCGGCCAACAGCCAGUACCGCCACACACUGACCGCACAACUUGAGCACGCGAUCAAUCACUCCAACGCACAGAAUGAUGGCCAAGAGGUCCUCCGGCGGCUUGACGCCCGUAUGCUCGAGUUGAGUCACGGCGAGAUAGGAUGGGACGUGUUUACGCUAGAGUAUCGCGUCGACCCUCCGCUGGACGUCAUCAUCACGCCUUGGUCUAACAGACAGUACCUGAAGGUCUUCAAUUUCCUCUGGCGAGUGAAGCGUGUCGAAUUCGCACUCUCGACCACUUGGAGAAGACUGCAGACUGGUGCGAGAGGCGUGCUUAGCGCUGUCACCGAUCGGCUUGGUGCAGACUGGAAGAUGGUACGGGGCGGUCUGGCCGAAAUGAUCCAUUUCGUCGAUCAACUGCAAUACUACAUCCUCUUCGAAGUCAUCGAGAAAGGCUGGGCCGACCUCGAACUGGCAAUGCACAAACCCGAUGCCACCCUUGAUACACUGAUCGAAGCGCACACUAAGUAUCUGCGCGACAUCACGAGGAAAGGUCUCCUGGGCGGCGCCGGAUAUCUGGACUUUUCCACUCAGCUCCACGAGAUCCUGAAGCUGAUGCUAGCGUACAAGGAUGCCGUCGACAGCCUGUACAGCUAUAGCGUGGCCGAGUUCACGCGACGACAGGACAUGGCUGCUCGAAUCGAAUCACGCACACGCGCCGGGCGAUGGGGUAUCACCGAAGCAGACGAAGAAGCCGCACAAACCACCCCUCUCCUCCCUCCCUCGAGCGUCGCCCGUGACAGACGGGAAGCCGCAUCACCCCUCCCACAACUGCUGAGCCUCCACGGAGGCGCAGAAGGCGAGCGCGCCAUGCUCGAUCAACUCCGGCAACGACUCAAGUCUCUGCCCCUCGAUUUCCGCGCGCGCACCAACUUGCUCCUCGGCGACCUGGCGCAUCAGCCGGACAGCGAUAUGCGGUUCCUGGCCGUGGUGAUGAAUUUCAACGAUGUCUAUAACCCGGUGCGGAAGAGGAAACCACCGCCGCCGCAGCAGCAGCAGUCGCAUCAUCAUCAUCAUCCGAAGAGCGAGAAGGAGAAGCUUUCGGCUGCGAGUGUUACGAGUUCGACCUCGUCGAGGAGGCCUCCUCAGGCGCAGGAAGGCAAGGCCUGA
Messenger RNA from Lecanosticta acicola, 2841 nucleotides. The record is from the annotation of a GenBank genome assembly. Lineage: Eukaryota; Fungi; Ascomycota; Dothideomycetes; Mycosphaerellales; Mycosphaerellaceae.